AUGACCUCGAAUAACUCUCAUGCAGAGGAAAAUCUCUACUUGUACAAUCCAAGUCAUAUAUUACCAGCUAUAUUUGCGGCCUUGGUCGGCGUGUCUCUAUUCCUACAUAUUUACCAAAACUAUCGCUAUCGAUUCUGGCGCGUCACAUUCUUCAUCUGCUGGGGUGGAGCCCUGUUCACUGUGGGCUGGAUUCUCCGCUGCAUAUCAAGUUAUCAUUCAGCAAACUUAAACAUCUACAUUGCAUCAACAGUCUUCAUCUAUGUCGGCCCACCAGUUUACUCAGCCGCCGCCUAUAACCUCAUCGGGCGUCUCAUGAACUACCUACCAAUGCACGCAGUCCUCAAUCCAAACCGUGUCCUCAUCUUCUUCGUCUAUGUCGGCGCUGCCGUGGAAGCAAUUACAGUCGUAGGAGCAGCCAAGAGCGCAUCAGCCGGCUCUGACCUGGACAAGAUCAAGUCCGGUGGAACACUCAUUGCUGCAGGUCUUGUUCUCCAAGCAGUGGUCGAAUGCUGCGUGAUCGUGGUCGUUGCAACAGUUCACACCCGCUGUUCUCGGGCACGGAUGCUCCCGCCAAAUGUUCGUAUGAUCUGCAUCACACUCUACGGGACAUCGAGUCUUGUCUUGCUACGGUGUAUCUUCCGCGCCGUCGAGGCAUUCGAGAUGUUUGGAAAUCUUGGUUGUCGGGUGAACUGCGGGCCUAUUGUCAGCAACGAAUGGUAUCUAUAUGCAUUUGAGUUGGGACCUAUGCUUCUCUUCACUUGGUGGCUCAACUUAAUGCAUCCUGGUCGGCAUCUGCCCCGUCAAAAGCUACGGUAUCUCUGUCCUGAUGGUCGCACCGAGCGAAUGGGUCCCGGCUGGAUUGACCGCCGUUCUCAGUGGGAGACCUUUGCCGAUCCGUUGGAUUUGAAAGGGGUGCUUAAAGGUGAGCCUUCUCAUGAGAAGUAUUGGCUGCGGGAAGGUGAAUGGCCUGUGUGCAAGGAUGGUAGUUUUGCUCUGGGGACUGCUACCAAUACGAGGGCUGCAUCUGAGGACGAAAAGGAUCUCGCUCCACUUAGUCCUCCUGUUUGA
Penicillium griseofulvum is the source of this 1068-nucleotide messenger RNA. RefSeq names its product RTA-like protein. Lineage: Eukaryota; Fungi; Ascomycota; Eurotiomycetes; Eurotiales; Aspergillaceae. The record is from RefSeq and is a predicted model, not a curated record. The coding region runs from base 1 to 1068 and encodes 355 amino acids. Gene Ontology annotation, cellular component: membrane. The transcript is spliced from 2 exons.